UACAUUUAGCUACCGGCCCGAACGGCUCCAAAGAAACGGAAACGAGAAAACCCCUACCCCUUGCACUUAGGCGGUUUACGUGUUUAUUGUAAGGGAAGAGCGCGCGCGUUGCGAGUGAAUUGUAUGCGAAACGUUUGCGAUUUGUUGCUUUGCUAAGAAGGCAAACAACAGCAACAACAAAGUGAACAUAAUUGUCAACACAAUCAAAAUCAAAACAAACAAAAAAAAUGGAAUGAUCACAAUGUGAAUUCAGCCGUUAAAAAUUUAAGUUAAAGGUGCAUUUCCUAGUAAAUAAAUGUCUCAAGCUACAAAACAAAGCAACAGCAACACCAACAGUUUUCCACCCCGCAGCAACAACAACUUAAAUAAAAAUCCAAAUAAAUUACAACACCACUGCCACCAAAUGUUUACAAAGAAAGAAGAAAAAAGCUAAAUAGUAUUUAAAUCAUAAUAAAAAAUAAUCUACCUUAAACAAAAACCAAAUAAAUUCAAAUUCAAGCCAAAUAAUCUCAACAAAUAAAUUAAAAGAAAAAAAAAACAAACAACCAACUCACCGACACCCCAGACCAGUCUCUCCACCCUGGUUACCCUUCAAAAAUCUCUCUAGUUUAUAAGGCGCGCACGUUUCUACACCAUGAAUUGCGUGGCUAUACCCCCUUCAGAAGAUAAGCGUCAUGCGGCCUCUAACGCAUCUUCAUCAUCGGCGACUGCCGCCCUUGCCGUUACCCCACUGCACAUUAUACACAGUGAGGUGACACUGACAUCACCCUUCAUUGAACACAACACAUCGGCGUCAUCAGCUGCCUCCGCGUCCUCGUCAUCGACGGCGGCAGCCAAUAAAUCACAGUCAUUACAGCGUACCACCACAACGCAUCUUUAUUGUCGUUCUUUGGAGAAGGAUGCAAGUGCUUUGGCGGCUCCCCAACAGAGGCGUGCCUCAAAUUCAAGAGGUUUUGCCUCGUGCCUAAGGGGUGAGCGUGACGAUGCCUUCUUGGAUUAUCAGCAAAGGGCCAUACAAUAUGAUAUGGCAGCAGCGGCAUCUCAAUGUCGAGCAGCUAAAUAUCAGGGACAAUGCUAUCAGCAGGAGUAUGCCAUGGAUGAAAAUCAUCCGGUACAGGUGCUGCAAACGAGCAUGUGUAGCACGGGCAGUGGCAGUAAUUUUGAAACGACAACGGGCAGGAGUGAGUACAAAUCGAAAACCCUGCCACGCAUACAUUUCGACAACUCUAUCACAAAUGAUAUGUCGCUGAAUGAAGGUAUGUUUCCAAUUGGAAAUACUGUAUAUUCUAAAGGAAAUGGUUUUUUCUUCACGUAUGUAAAUAAUGGUAUAUGGAAAUGUAGACCUCAAGAAAUAAAUAAAUUAAAAGUAAGUAACAGCUAUAAGCAUACAUUUCUCCGAAAACCCCUAAGCCGACCGAAAAGAAACCCUCCUUUCUUUUUUUGAAAUAAUUCAAAACAGUGGCUUAAUGAACCUUAAGUCAUUGACAGCUGUCAGGUAGAUGAUACAGUAGCAUAUCUGCAUAAUGUGACGUUAGAAAGUCAUAGUCAGUCAGCUGUUCUGUGUAAAUCAAAGAUGACUUUCGGUUAGAUUGAUAGGUAUAAACAGUGAUGGCUCCAGGGGAAAACCAAUAAUCAUAAACAGGUUAGCAACAAAAUUAAUAUGUGCCUAUGUUAGCAUAUAAAGGCUUGAGUUUUGUAAAACCCUUUAAGGGUUUUAUUAGUUUUGGUAGGGUAUAUUAACCAAUAU
Molecule: messenger RNA, 1747 nt
Organism: Stomoxys calcitrans (stable fly)
Lineage: Eukaryota; Metazoa; Arthropoda; Insecta; Diptera; Muscidae
Exons: 5
Coding region: 635-1444 (269 amino acids)
Source: RefSeq, a predicted model, not a curated record